GCAUGCUUUUAUACAUUAAAAUAUAACCAUGAAAGCUUAAUGUCCAUGUGUUAAUUUUAUGUUAUGUUCUUCUUCUUUUUUGCUUCAAAUGGUCGUUAACUCAACCAAACCAACAAACAUAAACUCAAUGAAUUGAACUUCUUCUACAUCAAAAAUAAAAAGGCCUCACCAAAAAUUGCAUUCCCCAACAAGAUAGUCACUACUUCUCUUCUCUCUUUCUCUCUCUCUCUCUUGGACUUGAGAAGAAUUUCAGGUGUGAAAUCUUUUGCAAUUUUAGUUCUCCUUCGUAAGAAAAAGUAUAUUGGUGGCAAAGAUGGGAGAGAUGUCAAAAACUCAAUUGGGGGUUAUUGGUGCACUAUUCCUUUCUGUGGCUUCCUCAGUCUCCAUUGUCAUAUGCAACAAAGCCUUAAUGAGCAAUCUUGGUUUUCCAUUCGCCACAACACUUACAAGUUGGCAUUUGAUGGUUACUUUUUGCACCCUUCAUGUGGCUCUACGUUUCAAUCUGUUUGAGGCCAAACCUGUUGACAUGAAGACUGUCAUGCUUUUUGGUAUUCUAAAUGGUGUCUCCAUUGGAUUUCUCAACUUGAGCCUUGGCUUCAAUUCCAUUGGAUUCUACCAGAUGACAAAACUUGCAAUCAUACCAUUCACAGUUAUGCUAGAAACCCUUUUCCUAAAGAAGCAGUUCAGCCGGAAUAUUAAACUCUCUCUAUUCUUCUUACUUGUUGGAGUUGGCAUUGCUUCUAUCACAGACCUUCAGCUCAAUUUUGUUGGAACCAUUCUUUCACUUCUAGCUAUCAUAACAACAUGUGUUGGCCAAAUUCUUACCAACACAAUACAGAAGAAGCUUAAUGUCACUUCCACACAACUUCUCUACCAGUCUGCUCCAUUCCAAGCAGCAAUUCUUUUUGUUUCAGGCCCUCUUGUCGAUCGGAUGCUAACCAAGCAAAAUGUCUUUGCAUACAAAUAUUCUCCUCUAGUCUUGACUUUCAUCAUCAUGUCAUGUGUGAUAGCUGUUUCUGUGAACUUUAGCACUUUUCUAGUAAUAGGAAAAACAUCUCCAGUAACGUAUCAAGUGUUGGGCCACCUCAAGACUUGUCUUGUUCUAGGAUUUGGCUACACAUUGCUCCAUGAUCCUUUCACUGAAAGGAACAUUAUUGGAAUACUAGUAGCAGUGUUUGGAAUGGGUUUGUAUUCCUAUUUCUGCACUCAGGAAAACAAAAAGAAACUCGUAGUCGAUCCUCCUUUGUCGUCUCAGGUUAAAGAUAAAGAUAUAAAUUCACCACUUUUGAAUGGUAAAAACAUGGAUGAUCAUGAAAAGGAGAGUCAUGAGUCUAAGAAAUCAAGCAAGGACUCUAUUGUUUAAUAGAACAUGUUCUUUGUGUUUUUUUUUUCAAGAUCUUUCAUAAUUUGGGGUUAUUGUAAUGUUCACUCAGGGUACCUUGUUUAGUGUAAAUCAAAUUUUGUUUAUAGAUUCAUUUUUAUGCACUCUUUCAAUGUAAAAGAAGUUGUAUACCCUUGUGCAAUUAUAUUUUGUCAUAUCAUAUGAUUACUUUGACAA
This is a messenger RNA of Medicago truncatula (barrel medic), 1558 nucleotides long. RefSeq names its product UDP-xylose transporter 1. Bases 314 to 1363 code for a protein of 349 amino acids. The record is from RefSeq and is a predicted model, not a curated record. Lineage: Eukaryota; Viridiplantae; Streptophyta; Magnoliopsida; Fabales; Fabaceae. The transcript is spliced from 8 exons.